Dimorphilus gyrociliatus is the source of this 1035-nucleotide messenger RNA. The record is from the annotation of a GenBank genome assembly. NCBI's taxonomy places the organism in Eukaryota, Metazoa, Annelida, Polychaeta, Dinophilidae.
ACUUUCUAGCAUUGCGAUAAAGUUUCUAUACAACAAUUCUUUAUCCGCCAUUUUGCAUCGCUCUAUAUUUCGUAGUUAAAUUUAAAAAACUCGUUUUGUCUUACGGUAAAUAUGACAACUAGUAAUCUCGAUCGAAUAAUUGAAGAAUUAAGAAAUUGUGAAGCUGUUAAGGAAAGUGACGUUAAAUUACUUUGUUCAAAAGCCCGUGAAAUUUUAGCAGAAGAAAGCAACGUGCAGCGCGUCGAUUCACCGGUAACAGUAUGCGGUGAUAUUCACGGACAAUUCUAUGAUUUAAAAGAACUAUUUAAAGUGGGAGGAGAUGUUCCAGACACAAACUAUUUAUUCCUUGGAGAUUUUGUCGAUAGAGGCUAUUAUUCAGUAGAAACAUUUUUAUUGUUACUGGCUUUAAAAGUUCGAUAUCCAGACCGAAUUACACUAAUUAGAGGGAAUCACGAAAGUCGUCAAAUCACACAGGUAUAUGGUUUUUAUGAUGAAUGUGUUAGAAAAUAUGGUUCGAUCACUGUUUGGAGGUACUGUACGGAGGUAUUUGACUACCUUGCUCUGGCAGCUAUAAUAGAUGGGAAAAUAUUUUGUGUGCACGGAGGAUUAUCACCUUCAAUUCAAACAAUCGAUCAAAUUCGCUUGCUCGACCGUAAAGUAGAAGUUCCACACGACGGACCCAUGUGUGAUUUACUCUGGUCUGACCCGGAAGAUACUCAAGGGUGGGGAAUGAGCCCCAGAGGAGCUGGUUACCUCUUCGGCUCAGAUAUAGUUGAGCAAUUCAACAAAGCAAAUUCUAUUCAAAUGAUAUGCAGAGCUCACCAAUUGGUGAUGGAGGGUUAUCGUUAUCACUUCAAUCAAGCUGUUUUAACGGUUUGGUCAGCCCCAAAUUAUUGUUAUAGAUGCGGAAAUGUCGCAGCCAUUUUGGACUUGGACGAAAAUUUGAAACAAGAUUUUAACAUUUUUGAAGCUGCUCCCCAAGAACAUCGAGGCCCCUUACCUGCUAAAAAACCACAACCAGAUUACUUUUUGUAA